This is a messenger RNA of Balaenoptera acutorostrata (minke whale), 1560 nucleotides long. It is a transcript of the gene DNAL4, whose product is annotated as dynein axonemal light chain 4. Gene Ontology annotation, cellular component: dynein complex. NCBI's taxonomy places the organism in Eukaryota, Metazoa, Chordata, Mammalia, Artiodactyla, Balaenopteridae. Gene Ontology annotation, biological process: microtubule-based process. Bases 253 to 570 code for a protein of 105 amino acids. The transcript is spliced from 4 exons. Gene Ontology annotation, molecular function: dynein light intermediate chain binding; dynein intermediate chain binding. The record is from RefSeq and is a predicted model, not a curated record.
CGGUGAGGGGGCAAGACUUCCUUGCUGUUGCUAAGACACUCUUGUUUCCCUCCUUGACAACCCUGGCGGGGGUGUGCUCGCUGAGGCCCUGGCUUCGGCCCCCGCGGGAGCAGCACCCCUUGGGGAAAGACAUUUUCUGCUCCCACCAAGCUGGCUGGGCCUGCUUCCUGAAUCUCCUGGGUGUGUCUUAAUUACCAGUCCCAGCACCUCCUGAAAGCCCCACUCUCUCCUCCUGGUCACAGAGGAAGGAUCAUGGGAGAAACAGAAGGGAAGAAAGAUGAGGCUGAUUAUAAACGACUGCAGACCUUCCCUCUGGUCAGGCACUCGGACAUGCCAGAGGAGAUGCGAGUGGAGACCAUGGAGCUGUGUGUCACGGCCUGUGAGAAAUUCUCCAACAACAACGAGAGCGCCGCCAAGAUGAUCAAAGAGACCAUGGACAAGAAGUUCGGCUCCUCCUGGCACGUGGUGAUCGGCGAAGGCUUCGGCUUUGAGAUCACGCAUGAGGUGAAGAACCUACUCUACCUGUACUUCGGGGGGACCCUGGCUGUGUGUGUCUGGAAGUGCUCCUGACACUGUCCCCCGCCCCUGCCCCCGUCCCCCGCGGGCCUUUUCCUGCUGUUGCUCUGGGAUGGGGAGCAGCCCCAGGCAGGUCCUGACUUUCCAGAGGAAAGCCGGGGUCUUUUCUCUUGUCCUGUGUACCGUUUCCUGAGCCGCGCCCGGUGUGGGUGUGUGAAUUUGUUGACAUCUCUGUCCCCAGGCUCGCAGCCAUCUCACGCUGAGUCCCAGGGUGUGAGGGGGCGGCAGGGGAGGGGUGGGGAGAUGUGACAGGGUAGAAGGAGCAGGGGAGAUGGAACUUCUCGCACCGGGACACGCCAGCCCCGCCUCUCCGAGUGGCUGCUCACCCCUCAGAGCCCGGGAGCCCCCUCGCUCCCGCCCGCAGCACUGCAGGCAGGCGUCCGCUGUCCUCGGCUGUACGGGCCAUAUGCAGAUGGCCUCGAGAGGGAGUCUCUCCUCGGGGGUCGCUGGCGCUUCUCUCCUUGUCCUCCGGAGAAGUGGUGACCCCCACCCCGCCCCAGAAGCCCCUUUCCCGGCCUGACCCCGGGCUGAACAAGCCACUGCAUCUCGUUGGGCCGACAGCUCCACAGCCCCGGGCUUUGACGUGAGGACCGAGCAGCCUGUCCCCCUCCGUCCCCUCCCCGCUCCCCAGCCGCCAGGCCGCGUGAACCUGUUACCUUGCCUCACCCAUGCAGUUGGUAACCAGUGGCUGAGGGUGUGGGAACUGCGACUGCGCCGUUUCUCAAAGUGUCACUGACCUCCGGUGAGACGCCUGGGCCAGGGGUGCCCUCGCCGUGAGGCCUGUUUCAGCAGGGAAACCUGGCCUGCCACUUACUUCUCAUCAGGGACCGCAUGCUGAUUUGUACUUCUUAUCUCUACUGGGUUUUCUAUAUUCUUUUUGAGUGUGGGGAGAAGGGUUUUAGUAGACGGGUGAAUCCUAUUUUACACAGCGGUCUUAUUUAUAUGAAUGUCUUGGAUUUUACAAUUAAAAUAACCAAAAACUGA